ACGCAGGUGCGUGUCAGCUACUUCCCUUAUGUUCUCUCAAUGAGCUGUGAGGGGGAAUCACGGCAGCUGCAGCUCCUAUUCAGCUGGGGAGCGAACAGUUACGGACAGCUGGGACUUGGCAGCAGUAACGAUGAACUGUUACCACAGCGAGUUACACACUUCCCAGACAGCAAGCGAGUGAUAACGUGUAUCACUGGAGGGGGAGGACAUUCGGCUGCUGUCACCGAUGCUGGAGAGUUGUAUGUUUGUGGUCAGAAUAAGGACGGACAGUUAGGUUUGAAUCACACAGACAACGUCCCACAUUUCUCCUUCUGCUCUGCUCUCCGAAGCAUACGCGUUUCCAAAGUUUCCUGCGGGUGGGAUUUCACCCUAAUCCUAACAGAUAAUGGUCAAGUUUUAUCAUGUGGAUCCAAUGCGUUUAGCCAGUUGGGAAUACCCCAGGUGAAAUCAUGUUCGGUUCCCGAGCCAGUUCAGAAUCUCCAUGAGAAGGUUACAGAUGUUGCCGCUGGCCUAAGACACACUCUCGCCCUUACAGAGAGUGGACAGAUCUACCAGUGGGGUCUUGGAAUGGCUUCUCAUGCAAAAAGAUUUUCCCGUGGGAAUCCCAUCUCCCCUUUCUUUACUGCUAAAGAACCGUGUCAAAUUCCAGGUUUAGCAAAUAUAAGAGGGAAGAAAGUGAUUGCUGGCUCCUACCAUUCAGUGGCGCUAACAGAUCUUGGAGAACUGUACGUUUGGGGCAGCAACAAGCAUGGACAAUUAUUACAGAAAGAGCCUUUUGGGUUGCAGCCUCAAAAAAUCGAAUCACAAUUUUUCUUGGAAGAAAGGAUACAAUCUGCAUGGAGCGGCUGGACACACCUGGUUGCUCAAACUGACACUGGAAAGGUUUUCACUUGGGGUAGAUCAGACUACGGGCAGCUUGGUAGAAAGAAUGUGCAGGAUAAGAGUGACCAAGAGGAGGUGCUGCUGGAGGAGUAUUGCACUGAAAAAUCCCCGAAACCUCCUACCUGUAUUCAGUGCUUAACAGGGGCACAGCAGAUUGCUUGUGGAUCUGAACAUAAUUUAGCUUUAUGCGGGAAUGCAGUGUUUUCAUGGGGAUGGAAUGAACAUGGUAUGUGCGGCAAUGGCUCAGAAACCAACGUAGAAAUUCCAACACAAGUUAACGUCCCUCUUUCUGCGGCUGUGAAGCUGAUUGCGUGUGGAGCCGGACACUCCUUGAUUUGUGUAACUCCAGACAAUGGUAUCUCCAUAUCACAUUGAACAUCUACAGGUGCCAAUGCCUGAUUAAACUACUGUCAGGACACAUCUAAUAGAAAAUCACCUACUGCACAAAUGUUAGCACUUGGUCUACCAUGCUGGCACUGCAACCAGUUUAUCUAUCGGAUGAAGCUUUGUCUGGUUUUGUUUCAGUACCAUGGUUGUCCUUCAAGAAGAUGUCAACAAAAACCCACCACUUCUCUACUGUCCUGGUGUCCUACAUCCAGCAUAAAGGACCUCUUGACAUAGUCACCAGUAUCACACCUGUUUUUUUCCCCCACUGAAGGCCCCUAUUACUGGACCAUGAAGGUUGUUGGAAGAGGUGAAAUACAUGCAGAAAAUACAUCAGUGGAUUUUAAUGUAAUCACCUUCCCUCCCUCCUCAUUAGGACUUACAGCACCUAUUGGUUCAAGGCAGGAGUAAUGUAGCUACACAUUGACUAGCAAGAAACUCACACCCAGUCUGCAGGUUGCUAUAGUGAAUUUUAUGAGCUAGAAGAUAAAAUCCCACCCAUCCAUCGUGGGAAAAAUAUAUUUUUCUAUGCGAUUAAGCAAAAAUAAAUGGUGGUAAUCUGUUUUGAGUGUCAGAGGUAUAACUUUCCUUUUGGCACUCAAAAGGUUAUGCUACCAAUGAAAAGAAGGUCCAUGACCCAUGACUUACCCUUGCAUAU
Molecule: messenger RNA, 1924 nt
Organism: Pelobates fuscus (common spadefoot toad)
Lineage: Eukaryota; Metazoa; Chordata; Amphibia; Anura; Pelobatidae
Gene: SERGEF
Product: secretion regulating guanine nucleotide exchange factor
Exons: 12
Coding region: 40-1257 (405 amino acids)
Biological process (GO): negative regulation of protein secretion
Cellular component (GO): nucleus; cytoplasm
Source: RefSeq, a predicted model, not a curated record